GCCCAAUUAAAUUGUCGGCCCAAUUAAAACGUUGUCACUUUUACAACUCGCGGUAGCUGCUAUGCUACUAGCGGCAAAGGAAAUCAUCACUGAAGUGAAGAAGGGUGUGGGGGGUUUAUGGAGGAAAGUUUAUGGGGUCAUUUGCCGGUGCUGUUAAGGGCGAAUUCCAAAGAAUCAAUUGAAUACGUUCUUGAAGCUCUUUGGAGAACACGAAAAACCGGUCUUCACUCUUCUGAACGACGCAUCAUCCAAGACAUGCUACAACUCCAAAACGACUCUGACCUCGACCCACUUCUGGUUUGUCUCCGAAUGUUAAUCAGGAAGUGUGUUUAUGAGGAUACAUGCAAGGAUGAUAUUCCAAAACUGUUUCCCAGUGAAGUUCUGCCUGAAUUGCAAAAGCUGUUGACACUUCUGUUGCACAAGUUUCAGCCAGUGUGGCAGGAAGAUGUGUUGAAAGAUCAGAAUAUUGUGCCUCGAUUAAAGUCAAUGACAUGGAAUAUGGCUAAUAUGGAUAAAGAAUCAAAUGACCCUUCGGCUGUUAUUAAUUUGAAGCUUCAAAAUGAUGCUCGAUUUCGUUCAGGAGAGCUGGAUGUGAAGUUCCAGUUGGCUACAGAUUCUCUAGAGAUGAUGCUGAAAGCCAUGCACUGUAUUAGAGACCAGUUUUCAACGAUGGACGAGGCACCAAACGGCCAUUAGUACCUGGAAACCAAUGCAGUUUCUUACAAGAUGCCUCACAAAGAAUGGAGGACACAGAUGACAGACCUGGGGAGGGGAAAUCGACCUUUGUUUUUCUUUCAAAACGUAUAUGUAUCACUGAAUAAUUUCAUUAGUUUUAAGGAUUUUACAUUUUUUUUAUUUUUUUUUGCAGAAGAUAAAAAGAAGGGGGGGAAAAAGAAAAGAGAAAAGGAAGAGGAAGUGAAAAAAAAGAUUCUUACUGUUGAUGUUGGGUUUGGAGUCUGAGAAACUGGGUUUGUUGCUGCUCAGUUGUCUUUGCUCUUGUUUUUUCAUCUCUUAUGCCAAAACAUUCUAUGUGCGUUUUAAAAAAAGAGGGCAAUU
Molecule: messenger RNA, 1056 nt
Organism: Gastrolobium bilobum
Lineage: Eukaryota; Viridiplantae; Streptophyta; Magnoliopsida; Fabales; Fabaceae
Exons: 6
Coding region: 118-696 (192 amino acids)
Source: RefSeq, a predicted model, not a curated record